AAGAUGGCGAGGCGCGGCGCGCGGCGCUGCGCGGGGGGCGCACUGCCCCUAGGCGGCUGCAAGGCCCCCGCACCGCUGCUGCUGGCCGGGCUGGCGCUGCUGGGCGCGGCGUGGGCGCGGGACGCCGCGGGCGGCGACUUUAGCCUGCACCCGCCUUACUUCAACCUGGCCGAGGGCGCCCGCAUCACCGCGUCCGCGACCUGCGGCGAGGAGGCCGCGGCGCACGGCUCCCCGCGCCCCACCGAGGACCUUUACUGCAAGCUGGUGGGGGGACCCGUGGCCGGCGGGGACCCCAACCAGACCAUCCAGGGCCAGUACUGUGACAUCUGCAUGGCUGCUAACAGCAACAAGGCCCACCCAGCCAGCAAUGCCAUUGACGGCACGGAGCGUUGGUGGCAGAGCCCGCCCCUGUCCCGCGGCCUGGAGUUCAACGAAGUCAACAUUACCCUGGACCUGGGCCAGGUUUUUCACGUGGCCUAUGUGCUGAUCAAGUUUGCCAACUCCCCUCGGCCGGACCUCUGGGUGCUGGAACGUUCCACAGACUUUGGCCACACCUAUCGGCCUUGGCAGUUCUUUGCCUCCUCCAAGAGGGAUUGCCUGGAGCGCUUCGGGCCACAAACCCUGCAGCGCAUCACUCGGGAUGACGACGCCAUCUGCAGCACAGAGUACUCUCGUAUUGUGCCCCUGGAGAACGGCGAGAUCGUGGUAUCGCUGGUGAACGGGCGUCCGGGGGCCAUGAACUUCUCGUACUCGCCGCUGCUGCGCGAGUUCACCAAGGCCACCAACGUCCGCCUGCGUUUCCUGCGCACAAACACACUGCUGGGCCACCUGAUGGGCAAGGCGCUGCGGGACCCCACUGUCACCCGUCGGUACUAUUACAGCAUCAAGGAUAUCAGUGUUGGCGGUCGUUGUGUCUGCCAUGGCCACGCGGACGUCUGUGAUGCCAGGGACCCUGCAGAGCCUUUCAGGCUGCAGUGUGCCUGCCAGCACAACACGUGUGGGGGUUCGUGCGACCGCUGCUGUCCUGGCUUCAACCAGCAGCCGUGGAGACCGGCCACCACCGACAGUGCCAACGAGUGCCAGCCCUGUAACUGCCACGCCCACGCCCACGCCUGUUACUACGACCCCGAGGUGGCGCAGCGCCAUGCCAGCCAGGACCAAGACAACAUCUACCAGGGAGGGGGCGUCUGCAUGGACUGCCAGCACCACACCACGGGCAUCAACUGUGAGCGCUGCCUGCCCGGCUUCUACCGUGCCCCGGACCAGGCCCUGGACUCGCCGCACGUCUGCCAGCCCUGCAGCUGUGAGUUGGACUCCAUGGAUGGGACGUGUGAGGACCUGACCGGCCGCUGCUCCUGCCGGCCCAACUUCACGGGGGAGCAGUGUGACGCGUGUGCCGAGGGCUUCGUGGGCUUCCCGCAGUGCUACCCGCUGGCCUCAUUUCCUCACAACGACACGGGGGAGCAGGUGCUGCCGGCCGGACAGAUAGUGAACUGUGACUGCAGCGCCGCUGGCACCGAGGGCAACGCUUGCCGGAAGGACCCACGCGUGGGCCGCUGUGUGUGCAAACCCAACUUCCAGGGUGCCCACUGUGAGCUCUGUGCCCCUGGCUUCCAUGGCCCCGGCUGCCAGCCGUGCCCUUGCUCCGGUCCUGGCGUGGCUGACGGCCUCUGUGACCCCGACUCGGGCCGGUGCAGCUGCAGGCUGGGCUUUGAGGGGGCUGCGUGUGACCGCUGUGCACCCGGCUACUUCCACUACCCCCUCUGCCAACUGUGCGGCUGCAGCCCCACCGGGACCCUGCCCGAGGGCUGCGAUGAGGCUGGACGCUGCCUGUGCCGGCCUGGGUUUGACGGUGCCCACUGUGACCACUGCCGCCCGGGCCACCACAGCUACCCUGACUGCCAUGCCUGUGUGUGCGACCCCCGGGGCGCCCUGGAGCAGCUGUGUGGGCCCAUGGGCCUGUGUCGCUGCCGCCCCGGCUACACGGGCACCACCUGCCAGGAGUGCAGCCCUGGCUUCCACGGCUUCCCUGACUGCGUCCCCUGCCAGUGCUCCCCUGCUGGCUCCCUGCAUACCACCUGUGACCUGCGGAGUGGGCAGUGCAGCUGCCGGCCCCGGGUGGAAGGCCUGCGGUGCGACACAUGUGUGCCUGGCGCUUACAACUUCCCCGUCUGCGAGGUCGGUGCCUGUCAUCCUGCUGGCCUGGCCCCGGCUGAGCCCUCCCUUCCUGAGGCGCAAGCCCUCUGUGUGUGCCGAGCCCACGUGGAGGGGCCGAGCUGUGAGCGCUGCAAAGCCGGCUUCUGGGGGCUGAGCCCCAGUCACCCCGAGGGCUGUGCCCGCUGUCACUGCGACCCCAGGGGCACGGUGGGCGGAGGUGCUGAGUGUCAGGCGGGCACCGGCCAAUGCUUCUGCAAGCCCCACGUGUGCACUCAGACCUGCGCAGCCUGCAAGGAUGGCUACUUCGGCCUCGAGCAGGCCGACUACUUCGGCUGUCGUAGUUGCCGCUGUGACGUUGGCGGUGCCCUAGGCCAGAGCUGCGAAGCCAAGACGGGGGCCUGCCGGUGCCGCCCCAACACCCAGGGCCCCACGUGCAGCGAGCCCACAAAGGACCACUACGUGCCGGACCUGCACCACCUGCGGCUGGAGCUGGAGGAGGCGGCCACGCCUGAGGGCCGCGCUGUGCGCUUUGGCUUCAACCCCCUGGAGUUCGAGGGGUUCAGCUGGAGGGGCUAUGCUCAGAUGUCGCCCAUCCAGCCCAGGAUUGUGAGCAGGCUGAACUUGACCUCCCCUGACCUCUUCCGGCUUGUCUUCCGCUAUGUGAACCGGGGGCCAGCUGUUGUCAGUGGCCGGGUGUCUGUGCGCGAGGAGGGAGUGCUAGCCACGUGCACCAACUGCACAGAGCAGAGCCAGUCCAUGGCUUUUCCGCCCAGCACAGAGCCCGCCUUCCUCACCGUGCCCCGGACAGGCUUCGGGGAGCCCUUCGUGCUGCACCCUGGCUCCUGGUCCCUGCUCGUGGAAGCGGAAGGAGUGCUCUUGGACUACGUGGUUCUGCUGCCCAGUGCCUACUACGAGGCCGCCCUGCUGCAGCUGCGGGUGACGGAGGCCUGCCUGGCCCACGCCCCUGCCCGGAGCUCUGGAGAGAACUGCCUCCUGUAUGCCCACCUCCCGCUGGACGGCUUUCCCUCGGCCGCUGGUGGGGAGGCCCUGUGUGGCCACGACAACAGCUUGCCGCGGCCCUGCAGCCUGGAGCGCCUGAGUCCCUCGCACCCGCUCCUGGCCGCCUGCACGGGCAGUGAUGUGGAUGCCCAACUGCAGGUGCCUGUGCUGAGGCCAGGCCGCUAUGCCCUGGUGGUGGAGUACGCCAGCGAGGGUGCCCCCCAGCAGGUGGCCGUAGCGGUGCACACUUCCCAGGGAGCCCCGCAGGAGGGGGCACUCACCCUCCAUCCCUGCCCAUACAGCACCCUGUGCAGGGGCCUCACGCUGGACUCGCAGCGCCACCUGGCUGUCUUCCACCUGAACUCUGAGGCCAGCAUCCGGCUUACAGCCCAGCAGGCUCAUUUUUUCCUGCACAGCGUGACCCUGGUGCCUCUGGAAGACUUCAGUGUGGAGCUGGUGCAGCCCCAGGUGCACUGCAUCAGCAGCCACGGGGCCUUUGGCCGUGGCAGCGCUGGCUGCCUGCCCUCCCGCUUCCCGAAGCCAGCCCAGCCCAUCAUCCUGAGGGACUGUCAGGUGGUCCCACUGCCGCCUGGCCUGCCCAUCACACACUCGCAAGAGCUCCUGCCAGGGACGCCCCCCGUGGGGCCCCAUCCCCGGCCCCCCACUGCCGUGGACCCUGAAGCAGAGCCCACCCUGCUGCGCCACCCCCAGGGCACUGUGGUCCUCAGCACCCAGGUACCCCACCUGGGCCGCUAUGUUUUCCUGCUGCACGGCUACCAGCCCGCCCACCCCACCUUCCCCGUGGAGGUGCUCAUUGAUGGCGGCCGUGUCUGGCAAGGCCACGCCAACGCCAGCUUCUGCCCACAUGGCUCUGGCUGCCGCAGCCUGGUGCUGUGCGAGGGCCGGGCCGUGCUGGACGUGACAGACAGAGAGCUCAGCGUGACUGUGCGUGUGCCCGAGGGCCGCUGGCUCUGGCUGGAUUACGUGCUCCUGGUGCCCGAGGCCGCCUACAGCCCCAGCUACCUGCGGGAGGAGCCGCUGGACAAGUCGUAUGAGUUCAUCAGUCACUGUACCACCCAUGGUUACCACAUCAGCCCCAGCGGUUCUUCCCCCUUCUGCCGCAAUGCCGCCGCCUCCCUGUCUCUCUUCUACAACAACGGAGCCCAGCCCUGCGGCUGCCAUGAGGCCGGCGCCACAGGCCCCACGUGCGAGCCCUUCGGAGGCCAGUGCCCCUGCCGUGCCCAUGUCAUCGGCCGGGACUGCUCCCGCUGCGCCACCGGCUACUGGGGCUUCCCCAGCUGCAGGCCCUGUGACUGCGGCGCCCGGCUCUGUGACGAGCUCACUGGCCAGUGCAUCUGCCCGCCCCGCACCGUCCCGCCCAGCUGUGUACGAUGCCGGCCCUACAGCUUUGGCUGCCACCCACUGAUUGGCUGUGAGGAGUGCAACUGCUCGGGGCCCGGCAUCCAGCAGCUCGCCGAGCCCAGCUGUGAUGCAGACAGCGGCCAGUGCAGGUGCAGACCCAACGUGGCCGGGCGCAGGUGUGACACCUGUGCCCCUGGCUUCCAUGGCUACCCCAGCUGCCGCCCCUGCGACUGCCACAUGGCGGGCACCACACCUGGCGUCUGUGACCCUGUCACGGGCCAGUGCUCCUGCAAGGAGAAUGUGGAGGGCUCUCGGUGUGACCAGUGCCGCCUUGGGACCUUUUCCCUGGAAGCUGACAACCCCAAGGGCUGCACCCGCUGCUUCUGCUUUGGGGCCACUGAGCGCUGCAGGAGUUCAGCCCUCGCCCGCCAGGAGUUCGUGGAUAUGGAGGGCUGGGCACUGCUGGGCAGUGACCGGCAGCCAGUGCCCGUCGAGUGGCGGGCGGACGUGGAGCUGCUGCACGCUGGCCUGCGGCAGGGCCCCGAGACCCUCCCUGAACUGUACUGGCAAGCUCCGCCCUCCUACCUGGGCGACCGGGUGUCGUCCUAUGGGGGCAUCCUGAGCUACGAGCUGCACUCAGAGACCCAGCGUGGAGACGUCUUCAUCCCCGCCGAGGGCAGGCCCGACGUGGUGCUGCAGGGCAAUCAAAUGAGCGUCAUGUUCCUGGAGCCGGCGUACCCUCCGCCUGGCCACAUUCACCAAGGGCGCCUGCAGCUGGUGGAGGGGAACUUCCGGCACAUGGAGACGCACAGUGCUGUGUCCCGGGAGGAGCUCAUGAUGGUGCUAGCCGGGCUGGAGCAGCUGCAGAUCCGCGCGCUCUUCUCCCAGAUCGCCUCGGCUGUGUCCCUGCGCAGGGUGGCGCUGGAGGUGGCUGCUGCCGUGGGCGGGGGCCCUCCAGCCAGCAACGUGGAGCUGUGCAUGUGUCCCGCCAGCUACCGUGGGGACUCAUGUCAGGAAUGUGCCCCUGGCCACUACCGGGAUAAGGGUCUCUUCCUGGGCCGCUGCGUGCCCUGCCAGUGCCAUGGCCACUCCCACCGCUGCCUCCCAGGCUCUGGUGUCUGUGUGGACUGCCAGCAGCACACUGAAGGAGACCACUGUGAGCGCUGCCAGGCCGGCUUUGUGAGGGGCGGGUCCGAGGACCCCACAGCGCCCUGUGUCAGCUGCCCCUGCCCGCUGGCGGUGCCAUCCAACAACUUCGCCAAGGCCUGUGUCCUGCGAGGGGGCCAGGCCCAGUGCCUCUGCAGACCCGGCUACGCGGGCGCCUCCUGCGAGCGGUGUGCGCCUGGCUUCUUCGGGAACCCCCUGGUGCUGGGCAGCUCCUGCCAGCCAUGCGACUGCAGUGGCAACAGCGACCCCAACAUGCUGUUCAAUGACUGUGACCCCCUGACGGGGGCCUGCCGGGGCUGCCUGCGCCACACCACUGGCCCGCACUGCGAGACCUGCGCACCCGGCUUCUACGGCAAUGCGCUGCUCCCCGGGAACUGCACACGGUGUGACUGCUCCCCAUGUGGGACAGAGGCCUGUGACCCCCACAGUGGCCAGUGCCUGUGCAAGAUGGGUGUGGUCGGGCAGCGGUGCGACCGUUGCCAGGAGGGACAUUUUGGCUUCGACGACUGUGGGGGCUGUCACCCCUGUAGCUGUGGACCAGCUGCCGAGGGCUCCGAGUGUCACCCCCAGAGUGGACAGUGCCAGUGCCCCCCGGAUGCUGGCGGGCUGCAGUGUCGCCAGUGUGCCUCAGGCCAUUGGGGGCUGCCCGAGCAGGGCUGCCGGCGCUGCCAGUGCCCAGGGGGCCGCUGUGACCCUCACACAGGCCACUGUACUUGUCCCCCUGGCCUCAGCGGGGAGCGCUGUGACUCCUGCAGCCAGCAGCACCAGGUGCCCGUGCCUGGAGGGCCCGGAAGCCAUGGCGUCCAAUGCAAAGUGUGUGACCACUGUGUGGUGCUCUUGUUGGACGACCUGGAACGGGCUGGCGCCCUCCUCCCUGGCAUCCGUGAGCAGCUGCAGGGCAUCAAUGCGAGCGCCGCGGCCUGGGCCCGGCUGCACCGACUGAAUGCUUCCAUUGUGGACCUGCAGAGCCAGCUGCGGAGCCCCCUGGGCCCCCGGCCUGCGACGGAGCAGCAGCUGGAAACAGUAGAACGGCGGAGUAUGAGCCUUGGCCAGGACGUAGAGUGGUUGGGCCAGCAGGCCAUGGGGGCCCAAGGUCGCGUGAACCUGCUGCUGAGUAGCACUGAGAGCACGCUAGGACGGGUGCGGACGCUGCUAGCGGCCAUCGAGGCUAUGGCUGGCAUGCUGAAAGAGCUUGAGUCCCAGACGGGCCACCUGCCAUCGGCCAACACGUCAGCCCCAUCUGGGGAGCAGCUGCGCCGGGUGCUGGCCGAGGUGGGCCGGCUGCUUGGGGCCAUGCGGGCUCGUGACCUGGGGACCCAGCGGGCUGCGGCCGAGGCAGAACUGGCUGAAGCCCAGAGGCUGCUGGCCCGCGUGCAAGAGCAGCUGACCGGCCGCUGGGAAGAGAACCAGGCUCUGGCCACGCGUGCCCGUGAGCAGCUGGCCCAGCACGAGGCUGGCCUCAUGGACCUGCGUGAGGCCCUGAACCGGGCAGUGGACGCCACCCGUGAGGCUGAGGAGCUCAACAGCCGGAACCAGGAGCAGCUGCAGGCCAUGCUGCAGGGGAAGCUGGAGCUGUCCCAGGAUAAUGCCACACUGCAAGCCACCUUGCAAGCUGCCAGCCACAUCCUGUCCCAGGUCUUGGAGCUGCUACGUGGCAUGGAUGAGGCCAAGGAGGAGGUAGAACGCCUGGCAGCGAGCCUGGAUGGGGCACGGACACCACUUCUGAACCGUAUGCGAGCCUUUUCUCCGGCUGGCGCCAAACUGGGGCUGGUGGAGGCUGCAGAGGCCCAUGCCCAGAGGCUCGACCACCUGGCACACAACCUGUCCAGCAUCAUCGCGGGGGUCAACCAGGACCGCUUCAUCCAGAGAGCCUUGGAGGCCUCCAGCGCCUAUGGCAGCAUCCUGCAGGCUGUGCAAGCUGCCGAGACCGCCGCCAGCCAGGCCCUGCAGCAGGCGGACCACACUUGGGCGGCGGUGGUGCAGCGGGGCCUGGCAGCCCGAGCCCGGCAGCUGCUCGCCAACAGCAGUGCCCUGGAGGAGGCCGUGCUCGGUGAACAGCAGCGCCUGGGCCGUGCAUGGGCCGUCUUCCAGGGCACUGGGACUCGGCUCCAAGGUGCCCGAGCCACCAAGGAGCAGCUGGCGGCUCGUGUGCGGGAUAUACAGGCCAUGCUGGCCAUGCAGACAGAUGAGACAAGCAAGAAGAUCGCCCGCGCCAAGGCCACGGCCGCCGAGGCACAGGACCAGGCUGUCCGUAUGCAGUUGCAACUGCAGGACAUGCAACAGAGCGUGGAGCGGUGGCAGGGCCAGCUGGGAGCCCUGCAGGGCCAGGACCUGGGCCAGGCGGUGCUGGACGCUGGCCGCUCGGUGUCCACCCUGGAGAAGACACUGCCACAGCUGCUGGCCAAGCUGAGCCUCUUGGAGAACCGUGGGGCCCCCAACGCCAGCUUGGCCCUGGCUGCCAGCAUUGGCCGCGUGCGGGAGCUCAUCGCGCAGGCCCGGGGGGCUGCCAGUAAGGUCAAGGUGCCCAUGAAGUUCAACGGGCGCUCAGCGGUGCAGGUGCGCUCACCCCGUGACCUGGCCGACUUGGCCGCCUACACUGCCCUCAGGUUCCACCUGCAGAGCCCAGAGCCCGUGGCCGGGCAGGACGCCGUGGACCGCUUCGUGCUCUACAUGGGCAGCCGCCAGGCCUCUGGGGACUACAUGGGUGUGGCGCUGCGUGGCCAGAAGGUGCACUGGGUGUACCAGCUUGGCACGGCCGGCCCCGCCACCCUGAGCAUCGACGAGGAUAUCGGGGAGCAGUUCGCAGCCGUCAGCAUCGACAGGACCCUCCAGUUUGGCCACAUGUCUGUCACGGUGGAGGGACAGACAGUUCACGAGACCAAGGGCGACGUGGUGGCCCCCGGGGCCGAGGGGCUGCUCGACCUGAGGCCUGAGGACUUCGUCUUCUAUGUGGGCGGCUACCCCAGCGGCUUCAUGCCCCCUGAGCCCCUCCGCCUCCCUGGCUACGAGGGCUGCAUUGAGCUGGACACGGUGAAUGAGGAGGUGGCCAGCCUCUACAACUUCGAGCAGACCUUCGAGCUCGACACAGCGGUGGACAAGCCCUGUGCCCGCUCCAAGUCCACUGGGGAUCCGUGGCUCACGGACGGCUCGUACCUGGACGGCACCGGCUUUGCCCGCAUCAGCUUCGACAGCCAGAUCAGCCACACGAAGCGCUUUGAGCAGGAGCUGCGGCUCGUGUCCUCCCGCGGGCUCAUCUUCUUCCUGCAGCACCAGGAGCAGUUCUUGUGUUUGGCUGUGCGUGAAGGGACUCUGGUCCUCCUUUAUGACUUUGGCACGGGCCUCAAGGAGGCCGCCCCGCAGCAGUCCCCGUCGUCCCUGACAGCGGCCAGCAAGGCAAUCCAAGUAUUCCUGCUGGGUGGCACCCGCAAGCGCGUGCUGGUCCGUGUGGAGCGGCUCACGGCAUUCAGCGUGGACCAGGACAACUCGCUGGAGCUGGCCACCGCCUACUACCUGGGUGGGGUGCCGCCAGAGCAGCUGCCCCCAAGCCUGCGGCAGCUCUUCCCUACAGGGGGUUCCAUCCGUGGCUGCGUGAAGGGCAUCAAGGCUUUGGGCAAGUAUGUGGACCUCAAGCGGCUCAACACCACGGGCGUCAGCUCAGGCUGCACCGCCGACCUGCUGGUGGUCCGCGCCGUGACCUUCCACGGCCACGGCUUCCUGCCGCUGGCGCUGCCCGACGUGGCGCCCAUCAGCAGCAGCAUCUACUCUGGCUUUGGGUUCCGCAGCACCCAGGACAGCGCCCUGCUCUACCACCUGUCCUCCCCCGAUGGGCUGUGCCAGGUGGCCCUGCGACAGGGCCGCGUGACCCUCCAGCUGCUCAGGACGGAGCUCAGGAGCCGUGGGGGCUUUGCCGACGGCACCAGCCACUACGUGGCCUUCUACGGCAAUGCCACUGGGGUCUGGCUGUACGUGGACGACGAGCUGCAGCAGAGGAAGGUCCCCCAGGGGCUGCCUCAGCCCCGCCAGUCCCAGGAGCCUGCACAGCUACUGGUUCUGGGAGGCCUGCAAGAGGCCGGCGACUUCCGCAACUUCAGUGGCUGCAUCGGCAAUGUCUUCGUGCAGAGGCUCCAGGAGCCACAGCGUGUGUUUAACCUACAGCCGAGCGAAGGCAGUGUUAACACCAGCACAGGCUGUGCCCCGGCCCCCCUUGCCCAGGCCCUGGGGCCGCGGGGGCUCCAGGCUCCCCGCCGCAGCCGCCAGCCCACCCAGCACACCUGCACACCACAUCCUCAACCAGGGACCCUUGGGGACUCCUACCAGUUUGGGGGCCCCCUGUCCAGCUACCUGGAGUUUGCAGACAUCCCCGCCCCCCACAGGAACAGGUUCCGCCUGAGCAUGCUCGUGCGUCCCCGUACACCCCACGGCGUCCUGCUGCUCGUGGCACCCCCGACCGCCGGCAGCCCUUCCCUGCUGCUGGCCCUGAGCCAUGGACACGUCAUCGCUCAGACCCAAGGCCCUGGGCCCCGGCCCCAAGUGCGGAGCCGCCAACGUGCCCGGGCUGGCCGGUGGUACAAGGUGUCUGUGCAUUGGGAGAAGGGUCGGAUCCAGUUGCAGGUGGACAGGACCCGGGCCUGGAGCCAGGAGGGGCCCCGCUGGAACCCCCAGCCCCACACCCUCUUUGUCGGGGGUCUCCCAGCCAGCAGCCUUGGCCCAAAGCUCCCGGUAUCAUCGGGGUUUGGUGGCUGUGUGAAGAGACUGCAGCUGGAUGGGCGGUCCCUUGGGGCCCCCACUAGAAUGGCAGGGGUCACACCCUGCCUCUUGGGGCCCCUGGAGCAGGGCCUGUUCUUCCCAGGCAGUGGGGGCGUCGUCACCAUAGGCCUCCCAGGGACCACGUUGUUCAGCCUGGAGCUGGAGCUGCGGCCUUUGGUGGCCACGGGGCUGAUUCUGCACCUGGGCCAGCCAGAUGCCGCUCCCUACCUGCAGCUGCACAUGGUCCAGCGGCAGGUGCUGCUGCGAGCAGAUGAUGGGGCGGGUCCCGUCUCUACAUGGGUGACAACGCCUGUGGCGCUGUGCGAUGGGCAGUGGCAUAGGCUGACAGUGACCAGAGGCAGCAGCGUGCUGCGGCUCGAGGUGGACGCAGAGAGUAACCACACGCGGGGCCCCAUCUCAGCCGCCGUGCCACACCAGGCCCUGUUGCUGCACCUGGGGGGCCUGCCAGUAUCAUCCGGGUCUCCAAGCUGGGCGAGUCCCCAGCCUCCGCCUUACAGUGGCUGCAUGAGGAACCUCGUGGCUAACGGCUCUCCAGUGGCCGUGACACGCUCCGCACGGGUGCAGGGCGCGGUGGGCGCCGCCGGCUGUCCGGCUGUGAGGCAGCCGCCGUCCAGUCCACCCACCCCGCCAGGUCGGGGCCAGCCUCCGGGAGCCCUGCCUGCCACCUGGGUCUGAGUGAAACACGGCAUC
This is a messenger RNA of Ochotona princeps (American pika), 11142 nucleotides long. It is a transcript of the gene LAMA5, whose product is annotated as laminin subunit alpha 5. Lineage: Eukaryota; Metazoa; Chordata; Mammalia; Lagomorpha; Ochotonidae. Bases 4 to 11127 code for a protein of 3707 amino acids. Gene Ontology annotation, molecular function: signaling receptor binding. The record is from RefSeq and is a predicted model, not a curated record. Gene Ontology annotation, biological process: cell adhesion; axon guidance; regulation of cell migration. The transcript is spliced from 80 exons. Gene Ontology annotation, cellular component: basement membrane.